Paramecium tetraurelia is the source of this 1107-nucleotide messenger RNA. RefSeq lists its product as uncharacterized. The transcript is spliced from 3 exons. Lineage: Eukaryota; Ciliophora; Oligohymenophorea; Peniculida; Parameciidae. The record is from RefSeq and is a predicted model, not a curated record. Gene Ontology annotation, biological process: protein dephosphorylation. Gene Ontology annotation, molecular function: protein serine/threonine phosphatase activity.
AUGAAAUAAUUAAAUAAUAAAUACAAACAACAACUCUUGCCAUUAAAAUUGACAAACCAUGUCAAUCCAUAAUUUAAGGUGAAUCCAUAUUAAAACUCGUUUUCGCCUGUGACUCUCAGAAAACCACUCUUCAGUUUACAUGAAAAGAAUUCUGCUAGAUCCAUAAAAAAGUAGUAACAUCAUUCUCCUCCUAUCACCCAGAAAAACACCCUGCAGAUUGAAAAAUAUGGUUUGGACUCGAAUUUUGAAUAUAUCCUCAAAUUUGCAGUGAGAACAAGACAAGGAAUGUAAAUAGGGAAUCCAAAUAAAUAGAAUUAGGAUUCGUUCAUAGUGUUUCCAAACAUAGGAAAUAAAUCGUAUAUGCACUUCUUUUUCAUUUGUGAUGGUCAUGGCAUUCAUGGACACCAUAUCUCAAAUUUCCUCAAAUAGUAAUUCCCCAUUUACAUCACUAAAUUCAAGAAUCAAUUGGAAAACAAUCCAUAUGCCACCAUAUAUACGAUAUUCGCUCUAGUAAUCAAAGCCUUGGAUCAAUCAUCUAUCGAUUAGUCAUACUCUGGGUCAACUGUGGUUGGUUUAUUUAUGUUGCAUAAUAAAAUUUAUUGUCCAAACUUAGGGGAUUCGCGAGCAGUUAUGUUGAGUCGAACUAAUAAAUGGUUUCUCAAAAAUCUAUCGCGAGAUCAUAAACCAGAUUGCCAAGAUGAGGCAGAACGUAUAGUGAAUCAGGGAGGAAGGAUUGAACCUUAUAAGGAUUAGAAUGGGUAGACCUGUGGGCCAUUGAGAGUUUGGAAUAAUGGCAAUGUACCAGGGUUGGCUAUGACAAGGUCUAUUGGGGAUCAAGUGGCUAAAGCAGUGGGAGUAAUUGACAAACCAGAGAUCUUCAAUUUCAUACUUGAGAAAAUGGAUAGGGUUAUCCUGUUAGGAUCGGAUGGAGUGUUUGAGUUUCUUUCUUAAUAAGACAUUCUGGAUUCUGUUACUCCGUAUGUUGACAGAAUGGAUGUUGAAACUGCUUGCAAUCACUUGUUGGAAAUGGCUCACGUUAGUUGGGUACAGAAGGGAAAUAAGGUGAUCGAUGAUAUUACUUUUAUAUUGAUUUUUAUGUAAUAUUGA